ACUCCUCAGCUUGGCUUUCUCUAGUAAUUCAGAGAACUCCAAGCUUGAGAUUCCAUAGCUAUUUAGCUCCAUUUUUUUUUUUUUGUUCUGAACCACACAAAAAAUUACCAAAAAAGUUUCAAGAUGCAGACUAUUUCUCCUCCUUAUACUAACAAUCUUAAUUCCUUAGUGAGGACGAGCCCGCACAAGUUCACCGGAGCCUGCUCACCGGUGCGGCUAGCCGUUCAUUGCGUUUUUAGAUCUGACUCCGUCCAGUUCCCUAAUGGAAUCGGUUAUAACCGAGCUGAUUGGCAGAGCUCCUGCGCCAUCCUUUCCAGCAAGGUGGUUUCCUUAGAGCAGCCCACCGACAAGUCUAGUGGCGGAGCCGGAGGAGCUGACCACGUUGCUUCCGUCAAUGGUCACAAGACAUCGGUGGAGAACCUCAAUCUUAUACCGAUCGAUGCUGCUACUAGCCACAGCGGACCGCCGGCGUCCCAGCCGCAGAAGCCGUUAUCAAUUACGGAUCUCUCUCCGGCGCCUAUGCACGGAUCUAAGCUUCGCGUGGCGUAUCAGGGAGUCCCCGGUGCAUACUCUGAAGCGGCGGCAGGGAAGGCCUAUCCGAACUGUGAGGCCAUUCCGUGCGACCAAUUUGAAGUGGCUUUCCAGGCUGUGGAGCUCUGGAUUGCUGACCGUGCUGUGCUGCCUGUUGAAAAUUCCCUCGGCGGUUCUAUUCAUCGGAACUACGAUCUACUCCUCCGCCACAGGCUGCACAUCGUCGGCGAGGUCCAACUACCUGUCCACCACUGCCUCCUCGCUCUCCCUGGAGUUCGGAAAGAGUACAUCACUCGAGUCAUUUCUCACCCCCAAGCACUCGCCCAAUGUGAGCACACACUCACCAAACUCGGCCUCCAGGCUGCACGGGAGGCUGUAGACGACACAGCCGGAGCCGCAGAGUAUAUCGCCACCAACAAUUUGAGAGACACCGCCGCAAUCGCUAGCGCACGCGCCGCCGAGCUCUACGGUAUGCAGAUUCUCGCAGAUGGGAUCCACGAUGACUCCAGCAACGUGACUCGGUUCGUGAUGCUAGCCAGGGAGCCAAUUAUUCCCCGAACAGAUCGGCCAUUCAAGACAAGCAUAGUGUUCGCGCACGACAAAGGCACGAGCGUGCUCUUCAAGGUGCUCUCAGCUUUUGCUUUCCGGAACAUAAGCUUGACGAAGAUAGAGUCUCGGCCGCACCGGAACCGCCCGAUCAGGCUGGUGGACGACGCCAAUGUCGGUACUGCGAAGCACUUCGAGUACAUGUUUUAUGUUGAUUUCGAGGCGUCAAUGGCGGAGGUGAGGGCACAGAACGCGUUGGCGGAGGUGCAGGAGUUCACGUCUUUCUUGAGGGUGCUGGGGAGUUAUCCUAUGGACAUGACCCCAUGGUGUCCUUCGAGGGAUGACUAGUAUUCACCGUUUAUUGAAUUAAAGGCCAAAAAAAAUCAGUGUUUGCAGUUUGCACAAACAGCAGGGGAAUAUGAUUUAAGCAUUCCCUUUUUUAUUUUUAUUUUUUUUUUGUAAUUUUUAAUUCAUCAAUGAAUGGACAGACCAACAACAGGAAAAUGAAUGCUUGAAUAUAUGGGUGGCUCUUACGUACAA
This is a messenger RNA of Tripterygium wilfordii, 1617 nucleotides long. RefSeq names its product arogenate dehydratase/prephenate dehydratase 6, chloroplastic-like. The transcript has a single exon. Gene Ontology annotation, molecular function: prephenate dehydratase activity; arogenate dehydratase activity. The record is from RefSeq and is a predicted model, not a curated record. Gene Ontology annotation, cellular component: chloroplast; cytoplasm. NCBI's taxonomy places the organism in Eukaryota, Viridiplantae, Streptophyta, Magnoliopsida, Celastrales, Celastraceae. Bases 124 to 1425 code for a protein of 433 amino acids. Gene Ontology annotation, biological process: L-phenylalanine biosynthetic process.